This is a messenger RNA of Phoenix dactylifera (date palm), 1773 nucleotides long. RefSeq lists its product as uncharacterized. Lineage: Eukaryota; Viridiplantae; Streptophyta; Magnoliopsida; Arecales; Arecaceae. The record is from RefSeq and is a predicted model, not a curated record.
CCCCCUUGAGGGUUGCUUUUUCGAGGGAUUGUUCUGCCCCGGAAACCCUAACCCUAACCCUUGCCGCCAUCCCCACUCCAAAAGCUCUUCCUCCCUCCCCUCCCCCCCCGCCGCGCGGGAUCGCUUUCAAAUCUUGAGAUCGAGCCAGAUCCUCUUCUCCGCCUUUAUAUUGAUUCCGUUCGAUCCUCGGUUUCUUGAGAUCUAUAACCUCCGGUUUCUGGAGAUCUAUAACCCCCGGCUUCCUGCUUUUUCUGGUUCCUUGAGGCGAUUUGGGCGCAGGUAUUGGCCUUCUCUGAGUGGUCUGGGGGCCGAUUUGCUGCGUUUGCCACCGAUUUGAAUCGAGGGGGACGGAAGAUCGUAGGCGGGCGGUGAUGUCUCGGUGCUUUCCGUACCCGCCACCGCCUCCAUAUUACGAGGAGGGCCUGAUCGAAUCGAUUAAGAAAGAAAGUGAAAGGGCGAAGAAGGAGAGGAGGAAAGAAAAGAAAAGGGAGAAGAAAGAGAAGAGGGAGAAAGCUGGUCAAGAGCAUGAGGAAUCUAAACGCUCAAAACAUAGCCACAAGAAGAGAAAGUAUGAGGAAAGGAGCCAGCUGAAUCAGAAGGACGGCUACAAUGCAAAAGCAAAAGCUGCUGCUGGUGCUGUUGAGCAGUUGGAGGGGAGUGGCCUCACAGAAGAGCAUGAGCAGCCAUAUUCUAUUCAGAAUAUAUAUGACUCCUCUGAGAGCUCUCAGGACAGCAGCAAGAGGAGGAAGCUUGUGGUCCCCAAUGUCAACCAGAAUAGCCAUGGUUCGAUCCUUCGAAUCAGGUUACCACUGAUUAAACAAAAAGAUGCAACACUACCGGCAAACAUUCCAGUUGUGAAAGAAAAAGAUCCGACACCACCUGCAAGCAUGCCAACUUUGAAACAAAAAGAUCCAGUGCCACCUGCCACCAUGCCCGUGGUGCAGAAGAAUCUAAAGCCACCUGCCACCAUGCCCGUGGUGAAACAGAAGGAUCUAAAGCCACCUGCCACCGUGCCUGCGGCGAAACAAAAAGAUCCAGUGCCACCUGCCACCAUGCCCGUGGUGAAACAGAAGGAUCUAAAGCCACCUGCCACCAUGCCCGUGGUGAAACAGAAGGUUCUAAAGCCACCUGCCACCGUGCCAACGUUGAAUCAAACAGAUUCAGAGCUUUCCAGAACCAGAACCAGCGAAGAACCAUGCUUCUCUGGCAGGGUCACAGAAACUGCCCUCGAAAUGGAAGCAGCAAAAUCUCCUUAUAGCAAGUCUAGCUCAAAAAGGAAUAGGAGGAUCCAUGAAAUGGAAGGGCAGUUCAGAGAACUUAUAAUGAACUGGAACCCUCCACCAUUGCAGCUGGAGCAUUCAGAUAUUAGCGACCAAGACUGGUUGUUUGGGUGCUCAAAGCGCCGUUCCAGUCUUAAUUCCAACAUGCAUGAAGCCCACAAGGAAGGCUUGUUGAGUCAUGGGAGCAGUGUACCAUCUUCCAUGCAGCCUCAAGCUUGUUAUCUACCUGGCUUUGAUACUUAUCAACUGCCGUACGUGAUUCCAUAUUGAACUUGUGGAGGAACAUGCUUAUUGUACGAGAGCAUUUUGUAAUAAGUACGAGAUGGGCGACGGUGGGAUGGCAAUCAGUUUUUCUUCUCUUUUCUCCGGGGCUGCUGCUGAGAGUAAUUUGUAUUCAGGGUUUUUAAGUUGGGCAGCAUAUCAAUAAAAUUAUAUGAUAGAUUCAAUAGCUCAUUCUUGUCCAGGAAUCCAUUCGUUGGAUCCUGUUUCAUUU